Messenger RNA from Penicillium soppii, 1476 nucleotides. RefSeq lists its product as uncharacterized. Bases 1 to 1476 code for a protein of 491 amino acids. NCBI's taxonomy places the organism in Eukaryota, Fungi, Ascomycota, Eurotiomycetes, Eurotiales, Aspergillaceae. The transcript has a single exon. The record is from RefSeq and is a predicted model, not a curated record.
AUGGAGGACAAUGUGGUUCACGUUUCCAAUCAGCCAGAAGCCUUAAACGCUGGCUCUCCGAAUGCCAUUGAUGAGUCGCAUGUGUCACCAGCUGAUCAUGAUAUGGGUGAGGCUCCUGCAGAGGAGCAAGAGCUGGACGUACAGGAACGAACUAUCCCUCAGCCUGCGACUCCCACUACUCCUACUUUCUCGGAGUUGACCCAAAUGGAUGAUGCGAUGCUACAGGAUUCAUUGGACCCUGCGUCGCCAUCGCAGCUAAUCACAACUCAUACCCACUUUAACGAUUCUCCAGCACCCCGAAUCAGUUUCCAACCCUCUGAUGGUGUCUUCAUCAUUGAGGAGCAGGUCCAACCCGUCAAACAGAAGCCGUUGUCAACAUCACCUGCAACAACCCCAGCGUUUGAGCGGUACGCGGCAAAUCAAAACACUCUGAAUCUUCCAGGCAGCCCUAGAGCACCCCCGACUCUCGUUGUCGAGCGCACCAUGGGCCCAAAAGGGUUUUCUCUCCCUACUAAGCUUUUUGAAAAUCUUGAGCAAUGGCACACCACCCACCCUAACAGUACAGAGCAUCCUUGUGCCUUCAAAAAGCGUGCCCCAACCACCUGGGAUAACUUCAAGAUCUAUGACGAGGAUGCGGAUGAGUACAGAUUGUCAGUUUUCCAGAUUACUGUUAAAGGCGCAGGCCGCAGGACCUCCCGUUACAGCGUCUUGGUGUUGCAUUUGGAGAACGGCACAGAAGAACUGGUUAUGCUCAGUUCAACUCGAGCAAAGAUUGCAAAGCUCUGCAAAGGAAUUUAUGGAAUGUAUCUGUUUGCUUGGAAUGUGACUAAGGAAAAUUGGGAAGAAAAAGCUUGUGCUAUCAAAAUCUGGCGCACCGACAAGGAGAAAAUAAUCUUCAAUACUCAAAUGCUUGAUGAGGGCUUCAGGCGCUUGGACAACAGCAGCAAAAGAAAAUACCAUGACAAGGAUGAUGAGUCUAACUUGCCCAACACACCUACACCUAUGUCAAGAAACCAAUCUCAAAUCGCCUACGACCAGGAAAAUUUCAAGACACCUACCUCUGCUGAUUAUACGCGGGUUCUUGGAAGUCCAUUCAUGUCUGACAAUAUUGAAAACAGGCGUGCCAAGCGCGACCUGAAUGGUCAGGAUACUGCACAGGCAGCCAUUCAUGCCUUGUCCAUUCAGGUCGAGAAAAAUCACUCUCUCGUCCGUUUCAAACUUGUUUCCAACGAUAAUGUUCAAUCUCGCUACUUUGACACCGACGAUGCAGAUGUUUUUUUCAGAAAGGUGGGCGAAUUCUUCAAACCUGCUCCUGCUGGAAUUCUCUGCACGUACCCUGGUCUUGAUGGUGUGCGAUACAUUGGUACUGGAUGUGUCGAUGAAUUUAGUAUUUUCAUGGAUGCCAUUCGUCAAUCAUUUGUUCUUGGUGAAGAGACGGUUAUUACCGAGGUAAUUUCCGUUUCCUCACUUCAUUAA